This is a messenger RNA of Cephus cinctus (wheat stem sawfly), 870 nucleotides long. RefSeq names its product ADP-ribosylation factor-like protein 2 (gene Arl2). The transcript has 2 exons. Gene Ontology annotation, cellular component: cytoplasm; microtubule cytoskeleton. The record is from RefSeq and is a predicted model, not a curated record. Bases 140 to 694 code for a protein of 184 amino acids. Gene Ontology annotation, biological process: protein folding. Gene Ontology annotation, molecular function: GTPase activity; GTP binding. NCBI's taxonomy places the organism in Eukaryota, Metazoa, Arthropoda, Insecta, Hymenoptera, Cephidae.
CACAGAACAAAUGUAGGCUGGGCCAUGUUAGGUUGGAUUGCUUUUCUGUCAAACGUCUAACCUCUCAACAUUCUUGAUACGGCUUUGUAAAUAAAUUUCGUAAAUAUAUAUGGUUAUUGUUGCACUGAAUUAACAAGAGAUGGGUCUGUUAACUGUUUUAAAAAAGUUAAAGCAAAAGGAAAAAGAAAUGCGGAUUCUUAUGCUUGGCUUGGACAAUGCAGGGAAAACUACUGUUUUGAAAAGAAUCAAUGGAGAGCCAAUUGACACCAUUUCGCCUACACUUGGUUUUAACAUCAAGACAUUGGAACAUAGAGGAUACAAGUUAAAUAUUUGGGAUGUAGGUGGUCAGAAAUCUCUGCGUUCCUACUGGAGAAAUUAUUUUGAGUGUACAGAUGGCUUGAUUUGGGUAGUGGAUAGUGCAGAUAGGAGACGGCUUGAAGAUUGCAAAGCAGAAUUGCACAAGCUUUUACAAGAAGAAAGAUUAGAAGGUGCUAGCCUUCUUGUACUUGCUAAUAAGCAAGACCUACCUGGUGCCCUUUCAGCUCCUGAUAUUGCUGAAGUUUUAGAGUUACCAAACAUCAAAACUCAUCAUUGGCAAAUUUAUAAAUGUUCUGCGGUGACAGCAGAAAAUUUGGUGGAGGGUAUAAAUUGGAUAGUUGACGAUAUUGCAGCUAGAAUUUUCUAUGUAGAUUAAGACUUAAAAGUGAUAAUCGUAUGACCUCUUCUUUCAUUAAUACUCUUUCUUUUAUUAUCCUAAUACAUAGGAUAGGAGUUUUAUACAAAAUUUAUCAAAACAUUAUUAAUCCUUGAUUAAUUUAUGCUUGACACCAUUUAUUUUCUCCAGAGAUAAUAAAACCAAAUUAUAACUUA